UUGAGUUGCAGCAUAGUAUAAUCAAAUUCAAAAAAAAAAAACAGAAGAAAGAGAGAAACCAUGAGUAUUAGCUUAAGGUUUAUAGUUGCUGGUCUUAUUCUUUUCUUUGUCUCGCGAUACGCUACAUGUCAAGCCAUGAUGAGAAUCCCACUCAAAACGAAAACCUUGUGGAACAAGGACGAUGUGGCUUUAACAAAUGAUCAUGACAAUACUUACUUCGGGCAAAUUAUGGUAGGAACUCCGGGUCAGCCUUUCAACGUGUUGUUUGACACCGGGAGUUUCGACCUGUGGGUUCCUUCUUUAGAAUGGCCUAAACCGGGAAGCAAAAGGUAUAGAUCAAGCGCAUCAAAGACUUUCAAACGCGAUGGGAAGAAAGCAGAAAUCAGAUACGGAGCAGGUUCUCUGAAGGGGUUCAUGAGCAACGAUGCGGUCGAGAUAGGCGGGUUACGCAUCAAGCAGCAAGCGUUCAUUGAGGCAACUGAAGCUCCGGGUAAACGGAUUUACCAAAGGCCGUGGGAUGGCAUAUUUGGACUUUCAGGCUUAUCGAAAUCGACCAUCACAGGAGCUCGUCCCAUCUGGAGAACGAUGAUGGAUGAAGGGGUGGUUACAAAGAAAGUGUUCUCGAUAUGGCUUCGACGAUAUAGUGAUUCUGGUGAAAACGGUGGAGAAAUAGUCUUUGGAGGUAUAGACCAAGAGCACUUCACGGGAGCUCAUACCUAUGUUGAUGCGGAAGGGCCGCAUAACACCUUCAAGAUUAACUCCUUUUUUGUGGGCAAAAUUGACACGAAAGUUUGCUCCAAAGGAUGCAAAGUUCUUGUGGACUCGGGGAGUACAUACAUUCGUGGUCCACCGAAUUUGAUCGUCAAGAUUAAUAAGCAAAUCGGAGUAGCAGCAGACUGCUCUAAUUAUGACAAGCUGUCUGAAGUUAUAAGCUUCACAAUAGCCGCAAAGAUUUUUACCCUGACACCACGUGAUUACAUUGAGAGAAAGAAUGGAAAAUGCAAGAGUGUAUUCGCCGAUGGUACGACUGAUUUAUGGCAACUUGGCACGCCAUUCAUUCGAUCAUUUCAUACUGUUUGGGACUACCAGACUCCAGGAACUGUUAAAGUCGGAUUCGCCAAGUCCAAAUAAUUUAUCUUAUUAUCUCCUAUCUUCUGGCGGUAUCAUGAUACAUACUCUAUAAGUUAUUAAUUAAAAUAAAAAGAAAAAUUCGCAAUAUUUCUCUUGUAGUUUCUUUUCGGUUCAUUAAAUCAAGAGAUGUAUGAACUUAUUAUCAAGAGAUGUAUAACUAUUACUAUUUCUUUUAUAUUUUAAAUU
Brassica rapa (field mustard) is the source of this 1317-nucleotide messenger RNA. Its product is annotated as procardosin-A. Lineage: Eukaryota; Viridiplantae; Streptophyta; Magnoliopsida; Brassicales; Brassicaceae. Gene Ontology annotation, molecular function: aspartic-type endopeptidase activity. The record is from RefSeq and is a predicted model, not a curated record. Gene Ontology annotation, biological process: proteolysis.